AUGGGAACCAUCGAUCAACCCCCAUAUUACGCCAUACAGGUGACUCCGGGAGACGCGGGCACCAAGGGCGGCCUGCUGACGGACGAACAUGGGCGCGUGGUAGAUACACGCGGCAAUGCUAUUGACGGUCUAUACGCGGCCGGCAACUCAUCGACGUCGGUCAUGGGUGCUACGUCGCUGGGAGCCGGGGUCACUCUCGGCCCAGCUAUGACAUUCGCACAUCUUGCGUUUCCCAAGUCGGAAGAUUUACUCUUGAGUGCCACGUUAUCAUGCUUGUGCCCGGAGUGA
Molecule: messenger RNA, 288 nt
Organism: Colletotrichum tamarilloi
Lineage: Eukaryota; Fungi; Ascomycota; Sordariomycetes; Glomerellales; Glomerellaceae
Exons: 2
Coding region: 1-288 (95 amino acids)
Source: RefSeq, a predicted model, not a curated record